This is a messenger RNA of Asterias rubens (European starfish), 1828 nucleotides long. Its product is annotated as divergent protein kinase domain 1B-like. The record is from RefSeq and is a predicted model, not a curated record. The coding region runs from base 322 to 1596 and encodes 424 amino acids. The transcript has 5 exons. NCBI's taxonomy places the organism in Eukaryota, Metazoa, Echinodermata, Asteroidea, Forcipulatida, Asteriidae.
UAAUUUAGGCUUGUGAUGUGGAGAAUGAUCGUCUUCAAGUAAGGCACCACACGAAAUUUAAACGAACGGAUGCUGCUGUUGAGUAGAUUUCAUGCACACUGCUGCUGCACAGUCAUGACCUCAAAAUAAGCACACUAAAUAUAGAAGAAGAAGAGUCAGUUCACUGCCGGUGAUGAAAUGUAAUAUGUACACUGAUGAGUCUGGGAGUGGGGAAUAACAAUUACCGGGACAUGCAGGAAGGAGGCGUGUAGACAUCUCUGUACACAGUGAGAGGAGUAAGCUAAGUGUGACUGAUCGGGACACGAUGCCACAACGUGCGUAAUGGCGGGGCAUUACAGAUCUAUUUGGAACUUUAACGUCAGAAUGGGGAGACAUCGUGUGAAGUUGAAGGUAGUUGUGUUGAUUUGGUUGCUGCUGUUCUUCGGGGCCUGGGUGAUCUACUUGAGCUAUGCUGGCCCGGACGUAUGCAAGGGAGAACUUGCCAAAGACUAUAUCUGCGAUAACUACAGCAAAGGUAUUAUAGCAGGCUCGUUAUGCCCUGAGUUAUGCCAACUGCAGAAGAUCACGCUGGACGGAUGUCUUUCCAAAGAUGCUUCCUACCAGGUAUAUGAGGGCACCUUAAAGAAGCCUCCAAAACGAAAGAGGAACAUGGACGAAGAGUUGUACAUUAAGCAAGACCUAAACCCAAGAGACAUCCGAUUCAGCAAGCCCGCCUCCGGGACCUCCAUGGAAGACUUCCGCAUCAUGCUGUCGGCUUAUCUCAAGACGCAUCUCGGAGAGGGUAAAUACGACAUUAUCCAGUCCAGAAUCCUGGACAUCGCAGACGUCAACAACGACGGCAAAGUGUCGUUGCCGGAGGCGAGGUCGAUGUGGGCCCUGCUUCAAGAGAAAGAGUUUCUCAUGAUGAUGGUGCUGGGUAAUAGUGACUACAUUCCAAAACUCCUAGGAUUCUGUGGAAACAUGUACAUUAUGGAGGGAGUCUAUUCAUAUCGAUUAUUCGGUACGGAAUUCCCAUCCAUUAUCGAUUAUUUAUUACCGGGCAUGGUCAGUAGGUAUUUUAAAAGAAAAAUGGCCCCGCCUUGGUCGGAUAAGGCGCACAUUGUGGUUGGAUUGUUGGAGUUUGUGGAGGAAAUCCUUGACGGGCCGAUGGGUAAUCUUUACAUGUGCAACGUGAAUGAACUUGGGAUUGGGUACACCGGUCACAGCGACGUCAAGGUGUUGAAGGUGGAAGGGAUAUUGACCGAGCAAGCCGUCCAGACCAGUCUGCAGGAGCGAGCAUGCACGGUGAGUGCCGACUGCACUUUAGGGGAGAACUGCCGCUCGUUCUGCGAUUCCUCAACAGGCAGAUGCUCAGGGGAGAUUGUUCAGCCAAACCUCCAGCGGGUGUGUCACAUGUUACGCGACUACCUCUUAGAUAAUUCACCAUACGAGAUCCGAGCUCAGCUUAGGGUGCUGCUCGACAAAUGCGAGGGACUGGAGAAGACCAGUACAAAUAUGCAGAUGGAUCACUCGCUGGUGCUCAACAAUCUGAAAUCAUUACUAUGGAAACAGGUUUCGCACCUUAAGAAAUUUUCUAAAGCAGCGAAGGGAUCAUAGGUGACUUAAUGUUAAUGUUUUCUGUUUAUUGUUUUGUAACCUUCCAUCCCAACCACUCAUGCCCCGUUCCAGGUACAUAUUAGGUGCAUUCGAUUAGCUUCCGUGGGUCGAUUCCGCAGUGUUCACUCGAGUGAGCCCCUGACGAGAGCUUAUCGAAUGAUCACUCACCCUCUCGUGGUGACGUCAUGCACCUGGGGCCAGCCCGUAGGGACCCACUGCACAAGCAGGGCAC